Messenger RNA from Candoia aspera, 7026 nucleotides. RefSeq names its product kinetochore associated 1 (gene KNTC1). The record is from RefSeq and is a predicted model, not a curated record. The coding region runs from base 107 to 6751 and encodes 2214 amino acids. Gene Ontology annotation, biological process: protein localization to kinetochore involved in kinetochore assembly; mitotic sister chromatid segregation; mitotic spindle assembly checkpoint signaling. The transcript is spliced from 64 exons. Gene Ontology annotation, cellular component: cytoplasm; RZZ complex; kinetochore microtubule. NCBI's taxonomy places the organism in Eukaryota, Metazoa, Chordata, Lepidosauria, Squamata, Candoiidae. Gene Ontology annotation, molecular function: small GTPase binding.
GGCGUCAACUGAUAGAAUUAUCCUGCCGGUGGGCUGCUCUUGCCAGACGCCUUUAAGAGCUGGCUGACAGGUGGGAGUUCAACAGACAGAAAGUUUUCCUCCGAAGAUGUGGGACGACAUCGAGCUUCUGACAAGUGACGAUACGGGAAGUGGGCAGCUGAACGUACAUUCCAGGCAAGAAUGUGGAAGCGCGCUGUAUCAGAUGAGGACGCUGGCAAAGAUAACCUCGUCCCAAAAGGUUUUAUCUAACCCGGAAUUAAAUGCCUACAGUUUGAACGAUGGCUGUGUUCUGGUGGCUGACAGAACGGUGGUGGUACUCGACAAUAUUUGUCAGUCCCUUCAAAUGUUUGUUCAUUUUGAAACAGAGGUGGAUGUUGUUGGCUUGUGUCAAGAAGGGCAAUUCCUUGUCGCAGGCGAGAGAAGUGGGAACUUGCACCUGAUUCAAGUAUCUUCAAAGCAGACCGUGCUAACUAAGGGGUUAGUUCAAAGUUCUUCAGAUGAAAAGGCCUUUUUGGAUCUUAUUCUAGAAAUGGACAGUUCUGUUGAAGGUAACUAUCAUGCAUUUAUUCUGACCAACAAAGGCUUUUUCUGUAUCAUGCAUCUUCCACUUGCCAACAUUCAGAAAGCAAUUAUCGAAAUGGACAUCAGUACUGCAAAGAAGCUACAAAGCCAGGUGGAAGCAUGUUUCAUUUCAGCGGAAGGUUAUCACACCGCUGGCUGCCUUGCUUCUGUGACGAAGGACACCGCCAACAGCUUUGGUCUGAUAAUAGGGGGCGUUGGUGACUGUGCAAUAUCUGUAUGGGAGGUGAGCCCUAAUAAAAAGCUGGUUUCUAUUCAAAAUGUUGCUGAUUCAAGCAUGAUUAAAGCUGCAAAGAAGCUUCAAGUUGUGGAGAACUUGCUGUUCGUCCUAGAUAAUGAGGACGUGCUGUCCUUGUGGGACAUCCACUCGCUUACUCUGACGUGGGACUGCCCUUUAGUUCCCAUUGAAGAAUUUCUUUUGACCUCAGAAUCAGAUUUUUCCACAGGAGCAGGACUGGGGACUGCCAAUCUUAAGCUGGUUGCCCUGACAACACCGGACUACGUCGAACAGAUGAAGAGCAUUGUGGUUUUUUCACUGCCUGCCAUGCACCAGCUCUACGCCUUGGAAGUCACUCCCGCUUCCACACUGGUUCAGGGUGUAAUAAAUACGGAUACAAUUUACUUUAUGGAGGGAAUGUAUGAAAACAACCAAAAGUCUUCGACUGAUCCGGUCUCACUCCUGCUAAUAAGAAGCUUAACAGAAGCCUUACCUGAGAACAGGCUAAGCCGCUUGCUGCACAAGCACCAGUUCCCUGUGGCCGAGAGUUUCGCUCUUCAGUUUGGACUGGAAGUUGAGCUUGUCUACAAAGUGAAAGCAAACACUAUUUUGGAAAGGUUGGCUUCUGCUGGCAGUGAGGAUCAAUCAGCCUGGCUAGAACUUGUGCCUCAAGCUAAGGAAACCUUGAAUAAAAUAAAGGAUAACCAAUUUGUGGUUGAGUACUGCAUAAAUACGCCUUGGCCCACAUACGAUACAGCUCAGGAAAUGCUGGAUUAUGCUCGAAUGAGGAUCCUAAAGAAAGAAGAUGGGGCCAUUACUCAUCUCUUGAACGUGGAUCCUGCCUCGCUCCUUACAGAGGUGCUGCAAACACAGGCAAAACUGACUUCAUUUUAUGGGGCUUUCGGGCCAGAGAAAUACAGCGGAAUGGCUUGGUUUGAAUUCCUCAACAAUAAGAACCUCUUCGGCCACGUUCUGUUACAGCUCAAAAGAGGAAACCUCAGUUCUGCCCAGUAUCUCUGGUUAAGGCAUCAGGCAGAGUUAGAAAGAAGCUUUAGUCUGGAAAUGCUGGAUGACCUGAUUGACUCACUCCUUGUGACUCUUCCUCUUAAAGAGCUGUGUUUGUGGCUUAAGGAAAUUGUCAUUCCUUUCAUAAGGCGGGUCCUACCUCAAGGACAGAAAAGAAUAGCAAAGUGGUUGGAAGAACGUGCUCGAAGCCUCGAAUUAACUGACAAGGCCAACUGGCCAGAAAACGGACUUGAAAUGGCGCAGGUGCUUUUCACCAGCAAAGAUGUAGGUGAGAUUGGAUUGACGUCUUUCUCCCACUGGGAUUUUCUGAAGGACAGCAAUGACAAGGAGAUCCGUCGUCUUAUGGAACUGGUUGGAGCGUUACGGAAUUUGGUAGAUCUCUACAGGAAAUACAACUGCAGGCUAGCUCUCUGUGACUUUGAAAAGGAAAACACAAACACAAUAGUGUUCUAUAUGCUCGACAAAGUUCCAGCAGCAGAACUACUUCCGGCCGCUUUAGAGAAGUACAUCGAACCGUACAUGCGUCACCACAAUCUGGAAAAAGAUGAAAUCCUCCUGCAGUACAUAAAGGACUUGCUGCGACGCUACUGCACGCAGUCUACGUCCAUUUUCGACACGACGUGGGAAGCCAAAGCCAUCGCCGUCUUGGGCUGCAUGUCCAACGUAGAGCUGGUCUUCGAAGGGGUGCUGGCCGUAAUGCGUAGCGCCGUGGUCCCCUGGAGCCCAGGUGUGGAAGAACUAGUUCGGCAAUACCUGGGCAUGGAUCACGCCAAGGUGAAGCUCCUUGAAGAAGGUUACAGACUGAUGGAAAUGAAGAAGCUUUUGCGGAGCUAUGGAAUAAGAGACACCAACCUUCUGAAUGAUAAGACGAUGAUAUUGAUGCUGGUAAAGUACAUCCUCAGACAGGACACGCCUUCUGCUCUGGAAGAUGCUCUGAAAAUAACAGAGGCAUAUAUGUUACCCACUGCAGAGGUCUACGUUUGGAAGAUUGCCGAUCUUAUUGACAAAGGAAAGGGGGAAGAUGUCAUCGAUCUACUGAAGUCUCUGUCUCUCUCUGAAGCCGUGGAAAUUGCUGAGAGAACCUUGAUUUGGGGGAAAAUUGCUUUGGAGAACGAAACAGACGACGGUGAAGAACAGAAGAUGCACCUGCAGGUAAAAAAGGCUCUGGUAGAAAUUCUCAAAUUCCUGCUUGGUUGCCAGAAAGAAAAUCCUUUGCAGAAAGAAGAGUAUGAGAAAGAUUUAAAAACAUUUAAAGUUCUUGUAACUCUGCAGGAGAACUUUGGUAUCUGCAUUUCAGUCAGAGAUUAUUGCGAUCCCUCAGUACUUGCUCAGCUCCUUGAAGACAGCAUUCAAGCCUAUGAAAAAACGAGGAGACGUACAAAUCAGCAAGAGGGGGAGACCAAGCCGGGAGAUCCCAGCGUAAAGCAAGAGCUGACUCAGAUUCGACUUUACAGAUUGGCUUUCCUUCUGCAAAAGACAGAAGCUGAAAUGGGGAGAGAGUUGGCCCUUCGAGCAUUGGAGAACGGAAAGGUUGAGGAGGCACUACAAAUAUGCAGCUACUUUUAUGAAUACCACCAUAACGAAGAGGCAGGACAACUGUUGUUCCUAGUGUCUCAAAAGCUUUGUCAUAUGUUGGGGUCCAACAUUCCUAUGGUUGUGCCAGGAGGAGUCAAUCUGCCAGAUACAAUCAACAAGAUGGCCUGCCAAGCAGCUACACUCUGCAGUCCUGAUCUUUUUCUAGAUAUAUUGGAGUUUUGUAAAUACACUUCAUUUGCCCAUGAAACUUAUGCAAAAUGUCAAAUGGAAGACUUUGGAUUUAUACCAAAGGCAACCUAUCUUGGCACCGAUAAAGAUCCUUACGCAGAAUGGACGUUUGAGGAGUUUUUUACUGAAGAUGGGGCAGUUCUGGACCCACCCGCUGUGCUUCCUUUUGUGUACAAAAUUGCGUCUUCCCUUGUGCCUCCGGCAGAAUGGAAAGUUUAUCCUCUGGAAUCUACCAGCUUGGCAUAUUGUCCAUUCGAACAAGGAAGGAACCGUUGCUGUUUAUGCAAGAACGCGAUCUCCGGCCUGCUGAACAGCCUCCAGGAAUGUAGCCAGUACGAGCUGGCUCUAGGGCUGGUCUCCUCCUCUUUCGGGUCCCUGUUUCAGCACAUGAUUUCCAACAACGUGGAUGUCACUCUGAGUAAAAAGCUGUAUGACCAGAAGAUGUUAGAGGAGGCUCGAGGGUUCCUCCUGGCAGUGGUGCAGAAUUCGACAUCAGCGAUCCAGAGCAUUGUGACAGCUCUGUUGCACAAGGUGUUCAACGGUCACCAAGUGGAUCACAACCUGGCCUUCGGCUACUGCACCCUCUUACCCAAAGCAGUUAUAUUUGGAAAACUCUGGGACAUCAUCAACCAAACAUCGCAGAACUACAAGAAGAUCCUGGCCGUUGCUCUUGUGGGAUCACAGUUAGCUCUUCACUACGGAGACACCCAGGAAAAGAAGGGAUUUGGGGACUUAGUCACCGACGCCGAAUGGGGCAUGAAGCUGGGAAAGCUUGGGAUCUCUUUCCAGAAUAUAUUCAGGAUGCCCUCAGUAAGGAAGAAAGAGCUUCUCAGGACAUUGGUUCAACACCCUAAUGCAGAUACCAACCUCAUCCUGCAAUACUGCAGAACUUUCCUUUUGGAGACAGAUGCCGCCCUGCAGCUCUAUAUCAAAAAGCAUCUCCAGAACGCCAGUUGCGGGAAAGGAGAAUUGGCACAGGAUGCCGGGAAGCAGCCUCACGUUUUGGUGGUGGCCAGCGCCAUAGAAACCAUUCCACUUCUUAGCAGCACCACGGACUUGGUGACGAGCCUCAGUGCGAUGCUACACAAAGUUGAUCCAUAUGACUAUGAAGCCAUUGAAGGUCUUCUGACAGUGAUCGAAAGAGCUGGAGGGCCGGCCACAGGCCUCCCACUGAACUGGGCCACCACGCUCCUAAAACACUUGAAAUCCUAUAAAAGGGUUUCUCCUCCUGGCGAUCUGGAGCAACAGUACGCCUUCGAUCAGGCCGCUUGUCUGUCACCAGCUGCUCAAACUCGGCUGCCUUUCCAUUUGAUCUUCUUUAGAACUUCACAGUGCUUCUGGAAGAUUAUCUCUGCAGAAAUCAACGAGGAAUCGUUCCCAAAGCUGCUUUUGAUAUGCAAAGUCAUGAAGGUUUCCCUGGAUAUCCUCCAUGUGUCUGCAGCUAACCGCAUCUUCCAAGAGCAGCUGAAGCCAAGGCUCUUGGCAAGAAGUAAUGGGCAAUUGUGGCCGGCUGACGAGAAAACCGAGAAAACCCUGCAGGUUGUUCAGACUUACUUGCUGUCGAUCGCUAACCCAGAAUGGGCCACUGCGCUCGCCCACAAAAUAGCUCAAGAGCUUCCAACAGGGCCCACCAAGGUCCAGAUGUUGAAAAUAUGCCUCAACUUAGCAGAAAAAUGGCUGAAGAAUACAACAGUAACGGAUGACUCUCGUGCGAAGGCCCAGGUCCAUCUCAAGAAGCUGCACCUGCAGCACCAGAAGUCGGCCACAGAAGCUGUCCUGGCAGCCCAGAAACUGAACUCAGAGGACCAUCAGAAGCUCCUUGGCAAACCUGCCAACCUGAUCAUCCUGCUCUAUCAGCACAGCAGCAUCGUUGAAAGAAUCCAGAAUCCUGCAGGGAGAGAUUACCCAGAUAUCCAUGCUGCUGCUAAAGAAAUAGCUCAACUUAACAACUUGGAUCUGAAGAAAAUCUGGGAUAUGCUCUUGGAGAGAUGGCUGUGUCCAGAUGUCCUCCCGGCAGAUGCGGCUUCCAAGGAUUCCAAAAACAUUCCAGAAGAUGAAGACUUGAAGCGGAUCAUAUACCUUCUUCGACCUUACCCAGUAGAUAACCAGUUAAGGAUUCUCUAUGAAUGUGCAGUAUCUGUGACAUCUCCCAUAGGGGUCAACCAGCUGACCUUCGCUCACAGGAGCCGAGCUCUUCAGUGUCUGCUCUUCCUGGCGGAUUCCGCUGCUGUUGAAUCGCUCUUCAAAAAGCCCAUCAAGAAAGUGAGGAACUUUAUGAAAUGCUUUGUUUACCUCGCAGAGCUGGAAAUUCUGAACAUUCCUUACACCUAUGAAUCCUUUGAUAGGACACCGAAGGAAGGCAUGAUUAAAGGGCUGUGGAAAAACCACAGUCAUGAACCCAAGGCAGUAAAACUGGUGGCCGAGCUUUGCUGGGAGUACAGCGUGCACGACCCCGUGCUCUGGAAUGGUUUGCUGCAGAAGCUAAUGUGCUUCAAAAUGGUCCACUAUUUGAGGAAAGUUUUAGUGGAGACUUCUGGCAUUUAUUCCUUAUGGCCGAUUCCAAAUUACAGCCGAGCCUGGCAGAGCGUCAUUCUGGCUCCACUUCUUUCAGCUUUAGGUCUGCCGGAUCUCGACCAACUGGAAGCCUGUUACGGGACUUUCAAGACGCUACUGAUGUGUCCCGUCCUGGCGGAUCUGGACUUAAUUGGGAUCGCAAAGCGGUACACCCAGUUAGGCCUGGCGGCUUUGGCCUUGGGAUGCCUUUUGCUGAUUCCGCAGCCGGAGAAAAGAGCCCGGCAGAUUCAGGGCUUUCUGUCCUCGUCCGAACUUGAGCUGGUGCUGCGGCAGACGGAAGAGCACCUGAGCCUGGGAGAGGCUGCUGGUGUUGCUUCGCAGGUUAGGAGUUCAACCCUGGACUACAUCCUACAGGAGACAGAGAAGGACUUGGCCGAUGUCAAAUAUUUUCCAUUAUUAAAGUUACCGGAAAGGCAUCCUGGCCAGGUGAAAGGCCUAGUUGAAAGACUUGUAGCUAAGAACAGAAUGGAUGAUGCGGCAUCUCUAAUAACAGAGUGUCUUCAGAAAUCUGAAACUCCUCUUCCGACAAGCCAGACGGCUUCUGAAGUUGUGAAGAUCUACUUCAGUGAGCUGGCACAACCUCUGUUGUAAAUCCUCAAAGAAGAUUACUUUCUUUUUUUUUUCCUUUUCUGCAGGACAACAUUGUCAGGAUAUAUAAAACUUAAGGUUUUAAUCCCAAUUCUCCUUGUGAAACAUAUUUAUCAAUAUGUCAUUUCUCUGUAUAUUAUGCUAAAUUUAUCACACAAAACAGAUGCCCACACUUCAUGGGUGUUUAUAGAAAAUACCUCUGGCAAACUCACUCCUCUGUAUCCCUUUGAUAGUCCCAUACCAUAAUAGCUAUGGAAUGGUUUUAUAUGAGGAGAAAC